Molecule: messenger RNA, 852 nt
Organism: Aspergillus clavatus NRRL 1
Lineage: Eukaryota; Fungi; Ascomycota; Eurotiomycetes; Eurotiales; Aspergillaceae
Product: aldo/keto reductase family protein
Exons: 2
Coding region: 1-852 (283 amino acids)
Molecular function (GO): oxidoreductase activity
Source: RefSeq, a predicted model, not a curated record
AUGUCGACCCAAUUCACCAUCACCGACCUCCUGCCUCUCCCCAAUUCAUCCGUUAGGAUACCCCGCCUUGGCUUCGGGGUCUAUCGCUCUCCUACCCGCCAAUGUGUCCAGUCAUGCCUGACAGCCCUCCAAGCAGGAUACAGAAAUAUCGACACUGCUCAAUUCUACGCCAAUGAGCAGGAGGUCGGCGAGGCUCUCCGCACAAGCGGCAUCCCUCGGAGCGACGUCUUCGUAACCACCAAGAUCCUGAGCCCUGCGGGCUCGCCCGAGGCUACCUACAAGAAGCUACUGGAAAGCGUCGAGAAGAUCGGUGGCGAGAACGGAUACGUUGAUUUGUUUCUAAUCCAUAGCUCCAGCUCUGGUUCGGCGGGUCGCAAGGAGCUCUGGCAGGCCCUGGAGAAGCUGCUGGAGGAGGGCAAGACGAAGAGUAUUGGGGUGAGCAACUUUGGGGUGAAGCACAUUGAGGAGAUGAAGGCGUAUGCCAAGGUCUGGCCGCCGCACGUGAAUCAGAUUGAGCUUCAUCCCUGGUGUCAACAGCGCGUAAUCGACGCAUACUGCAAGAGGAACGGUAUUGUUGUCGAGGCUUACUCCCCACUCGUGCGCAACUAUAAGGCCAAUGACCCGACACUGGUCGACCUCGCCAAGAAGUACGGAAAGACCACGGCGCAAGUUUUGAUCCGCUACGCGCUGCAGAAACACUGGGUUCCGCUGCCCAAGAGUGAUACCCCCGAGCGAAUCGAGGCGAAUACCAAGGUCUUCGAUUUCGAAAUCAGCGAAGAGGAUAUGGCAGUCUUGAACGCUCUCGACCAGGGAAGUGCCGGCGCCAUUGUGGAGGCGGUGGAGAAUGAGUAA